Messenger RNA from Sphaeroforma arctica JP610, 1560 nucleotides. Its product is annotated as serine/threonine protein kinase. NCBI's taxonomy places the organism in Eukaryota, Ichthyosporea, Ichthyophonida. The record is from RefSeq and is a predicted model, not a curated record. Bases 1 to 1470 code for a protein of 489 amino acids. The transcript has 6 exons. Gene Ontology annotation, biological process: protein phosphorylation; spliceosomal complex assembly; regulation of mRNA processing. Gene Ontology annotation, molecular function: protein kinase activity; ATP binding.
AUGCAUAUUAUCAACCCAUCCGUACAACUGAAGCAUCUUGGUAUUCAUCAAUAUAGAGCAUACAUCAACAUUGGAUGUAACUCUAUAGCGCAACCAUUAGCCAUCAACUGCUCGCAGAUGACACCGUCGGCCGGAUUCCGAUACCUGAAUGAUACGAAGGUCUCUCACAGUACACAAGUGAAACAACUGGCCAGGCAAGUGCUUUUGGGAGUAGACUACCUACACACCGAGUGUAAGAUCAUCCACACAGACAUCAAACCAGAGAACAUCCUACUGAGCGCAGACCCCGCAUGGAUCCAACGGAUAGCGCAAGAAGCCCUUGACAAACUCUCCGCUAACCAGUCAGAGAACCAGAAGAAAAAGCAGAGGCAGAAGGAAGCCAAGAAGAAACUCAAAGCGCAAGAAUUGGACCAUAAACCUUCGACCGAAUCCAGGAAGGACAGUGGACUGGAGGAAGGGGAGAUACCAGACACACAGACAACCACACACACACACCCGAGCCAAGACAACAUACCAGACGGGGUAGAUAGGGAUACAAACGGGACGGCCACAGACACACACGCGCAUAACCACCCCCCAGAGAGCAUAGGGGAAGAGGGCGUGUUUGUCACGAAGACCUCGCUACCGGAUAGUAAUACACAGACCAACACAGACACGCGUGCAUCUGCAGACAGUACAAACCAUCUCAAGACACCACCCUUCUCUCCCGCCACGGGCAAACGGUUACCCAACGCAUGUGCGCCAAUGCCCCCACCAACCAUUCUGUUCGAGUUAGCGACCGGCGACUUCUUAUUCCAUCCCAAAGCCUCGAAACAAUACGGACGCGAUGAAGAUCAUCUCGCGUUGAUUAUCGAAUUGUCUGGGCCCAUCCCGCUGCGAAUGGCGCGUUUGGGAUCGAGGUUUAAAGAAUUCUUCACACAAGAUGGCAAACUCAGGCACAUCCACAAACUCAACGGCUGGGCCUUGAGAGAUAUUCUGUUCGAAAAGUACCAUUUCAAGCGAGCGGCGGCGGACGAGUUCGCAGCCUUCCUCGAGAUCAUGCUGGAUGUCAACAACAGCACCCGGGCUACUGCACGCGAGUGCCUUGAGCACCCGUGGCUCAGGAGUGAGACCGAAAUGGACCUAAACAACAGAGACGAGAAGGUCAACAUACGCCGUCAGCCGUCGAUCACCGCGAUCUCUGUGGCCGUAGCGGACAUUGAACGGUCCUCAUUUCUGAGCUACAGCAACCUGAGCUUAAAUAUGGGGUCGCCCACUCAGACCCAGCAGCAGGCCACGGCGCAGAAACAACAACAACACCAGACCCAAAAACAAGGGCCGGUGCAGGGAGAUGCGAAGCAUAACGGGUCACAUAAGGUUGGUGGUGGGCUGAAUAGCGCUCAGGCUGAGGUGAACGAGCCCAAUUCGAGUCAGAAAUCGGAUACGAAAUCGGAUAUUUUGGACGGAUUGAUGAAGAUAGUUCUGGAGUAGGUGCCAUUUAGUUGUCAGGCGCCGUAUAUUCUGUUUUGGUAUAUAUAGAGGUGGAUAUAUAUAAAUAAAUGGGAUCGACUGAAGAGCAGA